Molecule: messenger RNA, 708 nt
Organism: Rotaria sp. Silwood2
Lineage: Eukaryota; Metazoa; Rotifera; Eurotatoria; Philodinida; Philodinidae
Source: the annotation of a GenBank genome assembly
AUGUUACAAGAAAUAAAAAAUUUAGUACCAAAUUUUGAUCCACCGAAUGUUAUGAUUGAUUUCGAGCGUGCAAGUAUGAAUGCAAUUAAAAGUUUAUUUCCGACAUCAAAUUUAAAUGGAUGUUUUUUCCAUUUAUGUCAAAAUAUUUAUCGUGCUGUUAUAAGAUUUGGUUUAAAAACAUUAUAUGGUGAAAAUGAAGAUUUUGCGCAACAAAUUCGGUGUUUACCAGCAUUAGCAUUUUUAUCAAUUACUGAUGUUAUUCCAACGUUUGAACAAAUUAAAUCUCAAUUUCCAGCUGAAGGUGAACCUGUAUUAACUUAUUUUGAAGAAAAUUAUAUAGGUGUUAAAACUCGUUUAUCAAGACCACGCAAAGCACCAAAAUUUGAUAUAGAAUUAUGGAAUGUUAACACAAAUACAUUGCACGGUCAACAUCGAACAAAUAAUGUGGUCGAAGGUUGGAACAACAGAUUCUCAUCGUUGCUUAAUUGCAGUCAUCCAAAUUUUUGGAAAUUUUUAAAAGGUUUAAAAAAGGAACAAUCUUAUGUCGAUGCUCAAAUUAUUCAAGCAGAAACUGGUGCUAGACAAGCACGAAAACGUGAACAAAUUCGUCGUGAAGCACAUAUUUUGAACUUAUUAAAUGAACCAACAACAACAAACUUCGAAAAAGUACGUGGUUUGGCUCAAAAUAUUUCAUUAAAAAAUUCAUAA